Molecule: messenger RNA, 2056 nt
Organism: Amphiprion ocellaris (clown anemonefish)
Lineage: Eukaryota; Metazoa; Chordata; Actinopteri; Pomacentridae
Product: keratinocyte-associated protein 3
Exons: 6
Coding region: 141-803 (220 amino acids)
Source: RefSeq, a predicted model, not a curated record
CUCCGUGACGUCGUCCAUACCGGAAGUGGACAGAGGGGCGGCCGUGCGGUUUGGACUUUCUGCUCUGGUGUUGUUGAACUGUUACUCGAAAAUUGCGGCCAUUGUUUUAUUUAGAGGAAAGCGACUUUCCCAGCAGCGAGAUGUGCAACUUCGAUAAGGACAAAGGCCCAAGGAGGCUGAUGCAAAAAGGGUUAGCUCUCAUCCUGGUCGGCCAUAUUAACUUCAUCAUCGGAGCUAUUGUCCAUGGCAGUGUCCUUCGUCACAUUUCCAAACCCACCCAGCAUAUCUCCACCGAAUACACUGUUGCCAACAUCAUCUCUGUCACCUCCGGCCUCCUGAGCAUUGCCAGUGGGAUUAUUGCCAUUGUGGUAUCAAGGAACCUUCAUGAGCUCAAACUGCAAAUAGGACUUAUAAUUACCUCAUUCCUGAAUGCCUUGGUCUCAGCAGCAUGUUGCACUGGGCUCCUUUUGGCUAUCAGUAUCACUGUGGCCCACAAUGGGGAGGGUUUGAUGUUGGGAUGCAAUGACACUGAGGUUCCCAUCAAUGCUCGGUCACCUGUCAGUGCCCGGUGUCCGUUUGAUACUACACGGAUCUACGAUACCACCUUGGCUCUGUGGAUCCCCAGCGCUGGGCUGGCAGCAACUGAGGCUGGACUGUCAGUGUGGUGCUUCAUCGUUGGACUGGCUCUCAGAGGGCUGCCACCCUGUGGGAAUAGCUACAUCAAAGAGCAGCUGGAGGAAGAGGCUGAGUGCUCUCCCCAAAGCCGACGCCUGAUGGGACGACGCUUCAAUCCUGAAGCGUAGCUGAACAAUAAGGAGUAAGGAUGACUAAACACAGCUAAAUCCCAAAAUGCAUCACUGCUUCUGAAUAGAGACUGAUAGAUUUUCCCCAACAGUGGGUUAGGUGAGCGUCACUGUCAUAAUGCAGUACAGGAGUGGAGUCAGGUUAAGAAAGUGACUCUGACUUAAUGUUACAGUGAAUUCACAUACAGUGAAGCUGUGAGCUGAAAUCAGUGGGGUUAAUUUAAUCCAGGAUAUCAGUGCCUAAUGAAACCCAGCAAUGGUGAAUUAAUCUACAGUGACACAUAUCUAAAAACUGAUAUAUGCGUUUUAGUCGGUGCAUUCUAAAGUGCACAUACUUUUUUUGAAAUUCAGUGUGCACGUACAUGUGUGAAACCUCCUGAUUCCUUUCAGUGUAAUCAUUAUCCCUUCUUGACUGUGUGGCUUUAGUAAUACCAAAAAUAUAGUGCUAAACAUGUCUUUCCAUUUGAAGAAACUUUUGUUCUUGAAGAAAAUACACAAUAUAUCUAGCAAAUAUAUAUCUUAUUUUAGCUGAAUUAUGUACAUUGUAGCUCAUAUGAACUGUUAUUUCAGCAAGAUCUAUUUUAUUCUAAUGUUUUUAUAUUUUAUUGUUUGUCCAAAUUUCAAAACACUCCAUUAAAUCUAAGAUGCAUGGAACAGAUCAUGCAUAUACGUUUGAUGCCUAAAAAUGAAAUGCAUUGUGCUGAUGCUUGUUGCUACAUUAUAAUAUGAAGUAAUGUCAUGUAAAUUGUUUGAUGCUGUGACUUGCUGUAAAAUACCUAAAAUAACAAGUUAUCUUAAUGCAGAUACAAUAUUUGGCUAAAAGCUAGUUGAGCUUCUUGAAAAUGGUUUGUACUGAUAGAUAAAUAUAGUAAGUGCAUUAAGUGGCAUGUUUUAUGGUCAGUAGUUUACUCAGUGGCUUACUGUACUAGGCACAACCUUCCAAUUUUGAACACACCACAGAUACAGUAACUGCUAUAUUUUAAAUACCUAUUGAAUAUUUUGACUUUUUAAAUUUUUUUGCUGACUACAUUAUUGUUCGUCAGCUUUGUGAUAGAAUUUUUUGAAGACAUACUUUAGAGAGACAACCCAGAGCUGUUAAACUCCAAGGGGAUUAAGUCAGAGAUAAUCUAAGAUGUUUGGUUAUUUUAAUCUUUUUUAUUAUUAUUAUUUGCAUUUGGUCAGACAUUUGAAGUGAAAAACUGAGAUGUAAACUGAAGUUUGAAAAUAAAAUUUUUAUCUAUGUGAACACAAAA